This is a messenger RNA of Diospyros lotus (date-plum), 2571 nucleotides long. RefSeq names its product glucomannan 4-beta-mannosyltransferase 2. Bases 419 to 2014 code for a protein of 531 amino acids. The record is from RefSeq and is a predicted model, not a curated record. Gene Ontology annotation, molecular function: mannan synthase activity. Gene Ontology annotation, cellular component: Golgi apparatus. NCBI's taxonomy places the organism in Eukaryota, Viridiplantae, Streptophyta, Magnoliopsida, Ericales, Ebenaceae. The transcript has 9 exons.
ACAGAGAGUGAGAGAGUAAUAAGAUCCCCAAAAAAACACCAAAUUUGACUAUAAAAUACCCCCUUCUCUCUCUCCAUUUCCAUCACCAGCUCCACUCUCCAUUUCCAUCACCAGCUCCACUCUCUCUCUCUCUCUCUCUCUCGCACAUUGCCAGUCUUCUCGGUGUUUCUCUUCUACUCCGAUAGAAAAGAAACACUCAAAGCCGACUAGUUCUGGCAGAAUCUGCAAGAGGGGGGAAAACCCAAUUUCUGCACUCUUUCUUGGUAGAGACUCAGAGAGAAACAGAAACCCACUAAUCCAUACACAUUUUUGCUUAGAUCUAAAUGGUUUCUUUAGGAAGCUAAAUCCCGAGCUAAUUCUCCGACCUUUCCCCUGUUUCGAAACCCCUCUGUUUCUUCUGCAACUUCUCGCUGUUGAAAUGGCCGGGGUGAAGGCUCUGAUUCCGGAGACAUUCGGCGGGGCGAGAGAGGACAUAGCGGGGCAACUUGGGCUGAUCUGGGAACUGGUGAAGGCGCCAUUGAUAGUGCCGUUGCUGAGGCUGGCCAUGUACAUAUGCUUGGCCAUGUCUCUGAUGCUCUUCAUGGAGAGGCUUUACAUGGGCAUUGUCAUCAUCCUGGUGAAGCUCUUCUGGAAGAAGCCCGACAAGAGAUACAACUGGGAGCCCAUUCGGGAGGACCUUGAAAUCGGGAGCGGGGCUUUCCCAGUGGUCCUUAUCCAAAUCCCAAUGUUCAAUGAAAAAGAGGUUUACAAGAUCUCCAUUGGGGCUGCCUGCAACCUUUCAUGGCCAUCCGAUCGCCUCGUGAUUCAAGUACUUGAUGAUUCCACUGACCCUGUCAUCAAGGAUAUGGUGGAGAAGGAGUGCCAGAGGUGGGCUAGCAAAGGAAUCAACUGUAGGUACCAAAUCCGAGAGAACCGCGUCGGGUACAAAGCCGGCGCCCUGAAGGAAGGCCUCAAGCGCGACUACGUCAAGCACUGCGAGUUCGUCGCCAUCUUCGACGCCGACUUCCGCCCCGAGCCCGACUUCCUCCGCCGCGCCAUCCCCUUCCUCGCCCUGAACCCGGACAUCGCCCUUGUUCAAGCCCGCUGGCGAUUCGUAAAUGCGGACGAGUGCUUGAUGACAAGGAUGCAGGAGAUGUCAUUGGAUUAUCAUUUUACAGUGGAGCAAGAAGUGGGAUCUGCUACUCAUGCAUUCUUCGGAUUUAACGGGACUGCUGGUGUGUGGAGAAUAGCUGCAAUCAAUGAAGCUGGCGGGUGGAAGGAUCGAACCACAGUGGAGGAUAUGGACCUUGCUGUCAGAGCCAGCCUCAGGGGCUGGAAAUUUGUUUACCUUGGUGACCUCCAGGUGAAAAGUGAGCUUCCCAGUACUUUCAAAGCCUUCAGAUUUCAGCAGCAUAGAUGGUCCUGCGGUCCUGCUAAUCUGUUCCGGAAAAUGGUGAAGGAAAUCAUUCUAAACAAGAAAGUGACGCUCUUCAAGAAGGUGUAUGUGAUCUACAGCUUCUUCUUCGUUCGAAAGAUCAUUGCCCAUAUGGUGACCUUCUUCUUUUACUGCGUUGUGUUGCCACUGACCAUUUUGGUGCCCGAGGUUGAAGUCCCUAUAUGGGGAGCCAUCUACAUCCCUUCUAUAAUCACCACUCUGAAUGCAGUUGGGACUCCAAGGUCGAUUCAUCUGCUAUUUUACUGGAUCCUGUUUGAGAACGUGAUGUCUCUGCAUCGUACCAAGGCAACUUUCAUUGGUUUGCUAGAGGCUGGAAGAGCUAACGAAUGGGUUGUGACCGAAAAACUUGGAGAUACUCUCAAGAACAAAUCGAAUGCCAAAGGACCAAAAAGGCCGGUUUUCAAGAUUGGAGACAGAAUCCAUCUAUUGGAGCUGGGAUUUGCAGCAUUCCUCUUCUUCUCAGGAUGCUAUGAUUUUCUCUAUGGGAGGCACUACUACUUCGUUUACCUCUUCCUACAAACCAUAACCUUCACUAUCACGGGAUUCGGCUACAUUGGCACCAUCGUUCCAGGCUCCUAGUCGCCGACGCUCGGAUUCUGCCCCCCCAACCAACCGGCCGGCACAAUUCUUGCUACCAAAUCCAUCUCAUCAACAUGUAUCUUUCUCAUCUAUAACAGCUAGCACAUAUAUCAGUGCACUUCUGUUGCCAACAACUUGAUCUGCAUUUGUUCCAAUUUGAUCAGCUCAUAAAAACAAAAUUCAAGGCCCAUUAAUCGUGUUGAGCAGGAAAUUCCAAGCUCUAGGAGAAAUGCCAAAAAGAGAAGAAAGAAAAACUGGAGAAGAAAUACCAACAAGAAAUACGUUUGAGCAGAAGAGAGACAGUUCAUAAUAUAUGCUCUUAGAAAACACUACUCUGUGGUCUUACUUAUUCUAUUCAGACAGAUUGUUUUUCUUGUAAUUGCUAGGGUUUGUGUUUGUUAAUUUCUAUCUUGUUCAGCUUCUAAAUUUGUUUUCCUUAGCUUGAGUGAGAUAAUAAGUUUGUCUCAAAGGGCCAACCUUGUAAGCAAAGUUUUUUCCAAAUCUGUUUAUUUGGUGAUAGAUGGCUUGCAUCAGAAAUUUUAUAUCUGUAGAAAUAA